AUGUUCCGAACGGUGCCCAAAACCACACUAUUGGCGCCAAUUCAGCGCCGAACGCUCUUAAACGGCAACUACCCCAAGGCAUACCCCGAACACGUGCCUCUCACGUGUCUGGGACGAGCCGUGCUUGCUGUAGGCAGUGGGUUCGGCACCUUUUUCGACUCUCGACGAGGCGAUCUGGUUGCCACUCUUGGAGAAGCAACCGCCCAGCCUUACUUCAUCUACAAGCUGCGAGAGCAGAUGCUCAAAGACCCGACCGGUCGACGUCUGCUGCGCGAACAGCCCCGAAUGACCAGCAAGAGUCUGGAUCUCGACAAACUGCGAAACAUGAAGGUCGGAAGCAUUGGACGAACAUACGUGGAGUGGCUGGACAAGGAGGGGGUCUCACCUGAUACCCGAGCUCAGGUGCGAUACAUUGACGAUCCCGAGUGCGCUUAUGUCAUGCAGCGAUACCGUGAGUCCCAUGACUUCUACCAUGCCCUGACGGGUUUGCCUAUCAUCAUGGAGGGUGAGCUGGCUCUCAAGGCGUUCGAAUGGGCCAAUACAGGUCUGCCCAUGAGUGGUCUGGGCAUGGUCCUCACUCCUCUUAAGUUCAAGCCCAAGCAGCGCAAGCGGUACUUUGACGUCUACCUUCCCUGGGCUCUCUACAAUGGCUUCCGAUCCAAACCUGUCAUUAAUGUGUAUUGGGAAGAGGUUCUGGAGAAGGACGCCGAGGAGCUGAGACGAGAUCUUGGAAUCGAACAGCCUCCGGAUCUCCGACAGAUGAAGAAGGAUAUGGCCAAGAAGAAGUGA
Messenger RNA from Yarrowia lipolytica CLIB122, 789 nucleotides. RefSeq lists its product as uncharacterized. Gene Ontology annotation, cellular component: mitochondrial inner membrane; mitochondrion. The record is from RefSeq and is a predicted model, not a curated record. Gene Ontology annotation, biological process: ubiquinone biosynthetic process. NCBI's taxonomy places the organism in Eukaryota, Fungi, Ascomycota, Dipodascomycetes, Dipodascales.